CUUUGUUUGUUUACAAAAAACACGUUUCUUUAACUUUGGUUUUUUGCCCAAAAAUUCGUGAAAUUAUGUCGUGUCAGGUGAUAAAACAAGGUGCGGAAGGUAAAUUGUACAUUGGAGAGUAUAAAGGGGAGAAAUGUUUGGUGAAAGAACGCUUCCAGAAGAAAUACCGGCAUCCGGAACUCGAUGCACAGCUGACGAAGGAGAGAAUCAGAGCUGAAGUAAAAGCGAUAGGAAAGUGUGCUGGGCUUGGUAUUCGUACUCCAAAGGUCUUUGGGCAUGAUCUCAAUGAUCGUAAGAUCUAUAUGGAAUACUUCGAAGAGGCUGAAACUGCUAAAGACUAUAUAAAUAGGUUGAUUUCUUCAGAAGAAGAUGCAGUGGAAGCAGAGAAGAAAUUGGAAGAACUUGCUAUGAAUAUUGGGAAGAUUCUGGGCAAAAUGCACGAGAAUAAUUUAAUACAUGGUGAUCUCACAACUUCAAAUAUGCUAAUGGUACCGAGGGAGGAUGGUCAGAAGGAACUGGUGAUGAUAGAUUUUGGCUUAUCUAAAGGGAACAACAACAACGAAGCGAAAGGAGUCGAUCUCUAUGUUUUAGAGAGGGCUCUUCUAAGCACUCAUAGUGGAGCCCCAAAGCUCUUUUCAGCAAUUAUGAGGGCGUAUAAGGAGGAGAAUCGAAAGAACUCGGAAUCUGCAGUGGCUAAGUAUGAAGAAGUCCGGGCCCGGGGAAGAAAAAGAACAAUGGUUGGGUGAAGAUCUAAACAAUUUCAUUGUAAUAUCGAUUUUUUAUUAAAUUAAUAUCUUACACU
Phlebotomus papatasi is the source of this 802-nucleotide messenger RNA. RefSeq names its product EKC/KEOPS complex subunit bud32 (gene Prpk). The transcript has a single exon. NCBI's taxonomy places the organism in Eukaryota, Metazoa, Arthropoda, Insecta, Diptera, Psychodidae. Bases 66 to 746 code for a protein of 226 amino acids. Gene Ontology annotation, molecular function: ATP binding; protein serine/threonine kinase activity. Gene Ontology annotation, cellular component: EKC/KEOPS complex; cytosol; nucleus. The record is from RefSeq and is a predicted model, not a curated record. Gene Ontology annotation, biological process: protein phosphorylation.